Linum trigynum is the source of this 690-nucleotide messenger RNA. The record is from the annotation of a GenBank genome assembly. Lineage: Eukaryota; Viridiplantae; Streptophyta; Magnoliopsida; Malpighiales; Linaceae.
AUGCAAGCAGCUGCAUCAACGGCGAUGGGGGCUAACGCUAUCCUGUCCGCUUCCCCUUCGUCUUAUGCCCUCCUUUCCCCCGUUUCGAAACCCGUAGCCGCCAACCACCAACCACCGGCUCUCCGUUCCCUCUUCCAUGGUGUUAAUCUCCCUCUUCGCCAGUCCAUGGCUUCUCUCUCCCUAGCUGCUCCCUCCACCAGGAAGCCCCUCACCGUCGUCGCCGCCGCCACCAAGAAGGCCGUCGCUGUUUUGAAAGGCACUUCCAGUGUCGAAGGCGUUGUCACCUUGACUCAGGAAGACGACGGCCCAACAACUGUAAAUGUUCGUAUCACUGGUCUCACUCCAGGGCUUCAUGGUUUCCACCUGCAUGAGUAUGGGGACACAACGAAUGGCUGCAUUUCAACAGGACCACAUUUCAAUCCCAACGGCUUGACUCAUGGUGCUCCUGAAGAUGAAGUCCGACAUGCGGGCGACCUGGGAAACAUAAUUGCUAAUGCUGAUGGUGUAGCAGAAACAACAAUUGUGGACACACAGAUCCCUCUGAGUGGCCCUAAUGCAGUAGUUGGAAGGGCUUUUGUGGUCCAUGAGCUGGAGGAUGAUCUAGGAAAGGGUGGGCAUGAGCUUAGUCUGAGCACAGGAAAUGCAGGAGGUCGACUUGCAUGCGGUGUUGUUGGUUUGACGCCUAUAUAA